Messenger RNA from Coregonus clupeaformis (lake whitefish), 1696 nucleotides. RefSeq names its product sialidase 4 (gene neu4). Gene Ontology annotation, cellular component: membrane; lysosome; cytoplasm. The record is from RefSeq and is a predicted model, not a curated record. Gene Ontology annotation, biological process: ganglioside catabolic process; oligosaccharide catabolic process. Lineage: Eukaryota; Metazoa; Chordata; Actinopteri; Salmoniformes; Salmonidae. The transcript is spliced from 4 exons. Gene Ontology annotation, molecular function: exo-alpha-sialidase activity. The coding region runs from base 104 to 1696 and encodes 530 amino acids.
CACGCAUACAUGCACUCACGCUCUCAAUCAAAAGUGCAUUCAUGUGCUGACACAGAUUCUCACGAAGCUCAACUCGCACUCCCUGUCGAAAGAUUUCACUGACAUGAGAUCAUCGCCGUAUUUCCCAGCGCGAUCUGUGCUGUUCCGUAAGGAGGCCAAUGGAGUGACGUACCGUGUCCCUGCCCUGCUCUACCUGUCCCGCUCCAACUCCUUCCUGGCCUUCUGUGAGGAGAGACUCAGCCCCUCAGACGCCCAGGCUCAUCUGCUGGUCAUGCGCAAGGGCACAUUCUACAGGAACUAUGUGGAGUGGGAGGACAUGCGUGUUCUGGGCACGGCUCAGUUGACAGGCCACCGGUCGAUGAACCCGUGCCCGCUGUAUGACGAGUUCACAGGCACCCUCUUCCUGUUCUUCAUCGCUGUGCUGGGCCACACCUCCGAGUCCUACCAGCUGGUGACGGGUAAGAAUGUAACGCGCCUCUGCUUCAUCUCCAGUAACGACCAGGGCAACACAUGGAGCCCUGCCACCGACCUCACCAAGAGGGUCAUAGGAGACACCAUCAAAGACUGGGCCACCUUCGCCCUGGGCCCGGGACACGGCAUCCAGCUCAAGUCAGGCCGUCUGCUGAUGCCAGCAUAUGCCUACCAUAUCGACUGCAAGGAGUGCUUCGGCCAGAUGUGCCUGACCACGCCCCACGCUUUCUGUUUCCAUAGCGACACCCACGGGCGGACGUGGCGCUUUGGAGAGGCGGUGCCAGGGCCAGAGAGCGUGGAAUGCCAGAUGGUGUCUGUGGAUCAGGAGGAUGGGACCAACGUGCUGUACUGUAAUGCUCGGAGCCCCCUGGGCUGCAGGGUUCAGGCCCUCAGUCUGGAUGACGGAGCUGUCUUCCAGGAUGGACAGCUGGUUCAGCGGCUCACAGAGCCCCGUAAUGGCUGCCACGGUAGUGUAGUGGGGUUCCCUGCCCCCCUACACCUCAACCUCCGCCCUCGGCCACCAACCCGCGCCAGACACUGGACAUCCUUCGCGGCUAAGUCUGGUGACUCCUCCCCACCCACCACCACUGCCACUCCCCCUCCCAGCUCCCCACAGAAUUUCCUUACACCCACCUGGGUGGUGUACUCCCACCCGACGUGGACCAACGUGCGGAAGGACCUGGGGGUGUACCUCAGCCUGUUCCCCCGUGACCCGGACAGCUGGUCUGGCCCGUGGGUGAUCUACGAGGGCCCCAGUGCCUACUCUGACCUGGCCUACCUGGAGCUACCCUCAGCUGGGGCCCCGUCGGCCGUGGCCUUCGCGUGUCUGUUUGAGUGUGGCACCAGCACGGCUUAUGAUGAGAUCUCCUUCAGCAUCUUCACCCUCUACGAGCUCAUUGACAACCUGCCCCGCAGCACAAAGUCAGCCAGGAAAACACAGCCACCCAGCAACACACAGCCACCUAGCAACACACAGCCACCCAGCAACACACAGCCACCCAGCAACACACAGCCACCCAGCAACACACAGCCACCUAGCAACACACAGCCACCCAGCAACACACAGCCACCCAGCAACACACAGCCACCUAGCAACACACAGCCACCUAGCAACACACAGCCACCUAGCAACACACAGACCUUCCACAAUACAACACAACCCAGGGAAGAAAGACCAGCAGCGAGGAGGAUGAGGAAGAUGUGUGGUCUUUGCAAUGUUUCGUAA